Hydatigera taeniaeformis is the source of this 543-nucleotide messenger RNA. Lineage: Eukaryota; Metazoa; Platyhelminthes; Cestoda; Cyclophyllidea; Taeniidae. The record is from the annotation of a GenBank genome assembly.
AUGCCGCGAGGCUGUGGGUUCUUUGAGUAUACCGCCUCUGAAUCCGCCGAUUUAGCUUGUCUGGGGCUACAGAAUCACCCAGCCGGAGGGGGCAAGUUCUUCGCAAUUCGUGCAGAUCAUCUAGUAGCAGCUCCACCUUUCACACUCCUCCCUCCCCUCUCCUCUUCACCGGCCACCGCCGCCACUGUUUCAGUCUCCCAACUGAGCCCUACACCUGUUCUCUGUUUGGCCAAUAUGGUCUCGCCUCGCGACAUUGACUCUCCUGAGGGUUAUGCUGAUGUCAUGGAGGACGUGCGCAGUGAAUGUCUUCGACAUGGAGCCGUUAUUUCCGUCCAUAUUCCCCAACCUAGUACCUCAACUUCCUCGGCAUCUUCCACUGCUCUCUCUACUGCAAAGAACUUUGGAAAGAUAUUCGUCGAAUUUGCGACUGCGCAGCAAGCUCGGGCGGCUAGUUUGGCGCUGGAUGGACGCAAGUACAACGGACGCACUGUGUCCACCAGUUUCUGCGACCCGGUACGGUAUGCAGCUGGAGAGUUUAGUUGA